AUGGCGCCCCUUGUCGAUAACUCCCAAAUCAAGGCGGCGGAGCUGUGGAAGCCGCUGCCUCUGUAUCUCCACGCCUACAUCUGGCCCUUCGCCGUCGUCUGGCCCGUCUUCCUGCGCUACUACCUGACCACCGACCUGUACGACAAGUACAUUUCCUCCGAGGAAUGGACUUUUGUCUGGAUCGCCACCAUCACCACCCUGCAGUCUCUCGUCUGGCUCUGCACCCACUGGAGCGUCAACCUUCAGACUCUCUUCACGGCCACCCGCGCCAAGACCAUUGAAGAUGCCGAGCUCAUCAAGGUCCUGCCCGUCGCCAACGCUGGAUCGCCCGAAGUUUGCACCAUUGUGCGCGACACUACCAACGGCCGUACGAACACGUCGUUCCUCUUCCAGAAGCGCCGAUUCCUCUACGUCCCCGAAGAUAAGACGUUCCGCACUCUGGUAUAUGCCAUCGACGCUGAGCCAAAGCCUAGCAUCGCCCAGUUCCAAAAGUCGAAGGGCAUCGCCACCCAGGCCGAGCUCACCCGCAUUCAGGAGCACUAUGGACCCAACACGUUCGACAUCCCCGUUCCCACCUUCAGUGAGCUCUUCAAGGAGCACGCCGUCGCCCCCUUCUUCGUUUUCCAAAUCUUCUGUGUCGGCCUGUGGAUGCUCGAUGAAUACUGGUACUACUCGCUGUUCACCCUCUUCAUGCUCGUCGCCUUUGAGAGCACCGUCGUCUGGCAGCGCCAGCGGACCCUCAUGGAGUUCCGUAGCAUGAGCAUCAAGCCCUACGAGAUCUACGUCUACCGCCUCGGCAAGUGGACCGAGAUUAUGAGCGACCAGCUUCUGCCCGGCGAUCUUGCCUCUGCCGGCCGUACCAAGGAGGACGGUGGCGUUGCUUGCGACAUGCUCCUCGUUGAGGGCACUGCCAUUGUCAACGAGGCCAUGCUGUCUGGUGAGAGCACCCCGCUUCUCAAGGACUCCAUCCAGCUGCGGCCCCAGGAUGCCGCCAUCGAGCCCGAAGGACUCGACAAAAAUGCCUUCCUCUGGGGCGGCACCAAGGUCCUCCAGAUCACCCACGGUAACCCCGACGAGGUCAAGCCCAGGCUGAUCUCCGGCGUCCCUCCCCCUCCUGAUAAUGGGGCCAUGGCCAUUGUGCAAAAGACUGGCUUUGAGACCUCGCAGGGCAGCCUCGUCCGCACCAUGAUCUACUCGACCGAGCGCGUCUCCGCCAACAACGUGGAGGCCCUCUUCUUCAUUCUCUUCCUCCUGAUCUUCGCCAUUGCCGCUUCUUGGUAUGUCUGGGACGAGGGUGUCCGCAAGGAUCGCAAGCGCUCCAAGCUUCUGCUCGACUGUGUCUUGAUCGUCACCAGCGUCGUGCCCCCCGAACUUCCUAUGGAGCUCAGUCUUGCCGUCAACACCAGCCUUGCCGCCCUGGCCAAGCUUGCCAUCUUCUGCACCGAGCCCUUCCGCAUCCCCUUUGCUGGACGCAUUGACGUUGCUUGUUUCGACAAGACGGGUACUUUGACUGGUGAGGACCUUGUUGUUGAGGGUAUCGCCGGCCUCGGUCUUGUCGGACACACUGGCGCUGAUACUCCUCGGGAGUCUGACGGUGCCCACUCUCACAUGACCGCUGUCAAGGAUAUCGGCCUCGAGACGACCCUGGUUCUGGCUUCUGCCCAUGCUCUCGUCAAGCUCGACGAGGGCGAGAUUGUUGGUGACCCCAUGGAGAAGGCCACUCUCACCUCGAUUGGUUGGACUAUUGGCAAGAACGAUGUGCUUCUGGCGAAGCCCGCCACCGUGGCCACUACUGGUAUCAGCGGCAACGUUCAGGUGAAGCGUCGUUUCCAGUUCUCGUCCGCUCUCAAGCGCCAGAGCUCCGUUGCGACCAUUAGCGGCAUUGACAACAACACUGGAAACAAGCUCCGUGGCACUUUUGUUGGUGUCAAGGGUGCGCCCGAGACCAUCAUGAAGAGGCUCACGACUGUCCCCGCUGAUUACGAAGAAACCUACAAGUACUUUACCCGUCGCGGAUCCCGUGUCCUCGCGCUUGCCUACAAGCAGCUGAGUACGGAGGGCGAACUGAGCAGUGGCAAGAUCAACGACCUCAAGCGUGAGCAGGUCGAGUGCGGCCUUACUUUUGCCGGCUUCCUCGUCCUGUCCUGCCCUCUCAAGGAAGAUGCCAAAGAAGCCGUUCAGAUGCUCAACGAGAGCAGCCACCGUGUCGUCAUGAUCACCGGAGACAAUCCUCUCACCGCCGUCUAUGUCGCUCGCGAUGUCGAGAUUGUGGACCGUGACGUCCUCAUCCUCGACGCUCCUGAGGACAACGACGAUGGCGACAAGCUCGUCUGGAGAAGUGUGGACGACAAGAUCAGCAUCCCCGUGGACCCUACCAAACCCAUCGACCCCGAAAUUAUCAAGACCAAGGAUCUCUGUGUUACCGGUUACGCUCUCGCCAAGUUCAAGGGCCAGCAGGCCUGGUUCUCCAUCCUCCGUCACACCUGGGUCUACGCUCGUGUGUCGCCCAAGCAGAAGGAGGACAUCCUUCUCGGUCUCAAGGAGAUGGGCUACUACACUCUGAUGGCUGGCGAUGGCACGAACGACGUCGGUGCUCUCAAGCAGGCCCACAUUGGUGUCGCCCUUCUCAACGGUACCCAGGAGGACCUUGUUCGUAUUGCUGAGCACUCUCGCAAUACUAGGAUGAAAGACAUCUACCAGAAGCAAGUAGAGAUGAUGAAGCGCUUCAACCAGCCUGCCCCCCCCGUCCCUGUCCUGAUCGCCCACAUGUACCCUCCGGGUCCUAGCAACCCCAACUUCAAUAAGGCUGUCGAACGUGAGGCCCAAAAGAAGAAGGUUUCACCUGAAGAGUACGUCAAGGCUCAAGGAUACGACGUCGAGACCAUCACUUCGCCCGCCGCUCAGCAGCUCAUCAACUCUGACCCUAAGAACCGCAAUGCCCAAGCCCAGAAGAAGGCCGCCAACCUCGCCGACAGGAUGACCACCAGCCUCAUGGAGAAUGAGCUCGACGACAACGAACCCCCGACUCUAAAGCUCGGCGACGCUUCUGUUGCUGCGCCCUUCACGAGUAAGCUCCGCAACGUCAUUGCCGUCCCCAACAUUAUUCGCCAGGGCCGUUGCACACUUGUCGCCACCAUUCAGAUGUACAAGAUUCUCGCCCUGAACUGUUUGAUCACCGCCUACAGUCUCAGUGUCCUCUACCUCGAGGGUAUCAAGUUUGGUGACGGGCAGUACACCAUCAGCGGCGUUCUCAUGAGCGUCUGCUUCCUGUCCCUGUCCCGUGCCCGUGUUGUCGAGGGUCUGUCCAAGGAGCGCCCUCAGCCCAACAUCUUCAACUUUUAUAUUAUUGGCUCGAUUCUCGGCCAAUUCGCCAUCCACAUUGUGACUCUCAUCUACGUUGCCCGUCUGUGCGACCGUCUUGAGCCUCGCUCCGACAACGUCGACCUCGAGGCUGAGUUCUCGCCCAGCCUGCUUAACAGUGCCGUCUACCUCCUGCAGCUCAUCCAGCAGAUCAGCACCUUCGCCAUCAACUAUCAGGGCCGUCCCUUCCGUGAGUCCCUCUCCGAGAACCGCGGCAUGUUCUGGGGCAUCCUCGGCGUCUCGGCCCUCGCCUUCUCUUGCGCCAUGGAGCUCGCGCCCGAGAUCAACGAGCAGAUGAAGCUUGUACCCUUCACCGACGAGUUCAAGACUACCAUGACGUCCGUCAUGGUGUUUGACUACGCGGCCUGCUGGACUAUCGAGGUUGUCCUGAAACGCCUCUUCUCCGACUUCCGCCCCCGUGACAUUGCGGACCGCCGGCCCGACCAGCUCGAGCGCGAAAGGGUGCGCAAGGCCGAGGCUACCCAGAAGCUCAUCGCCGAGCAGGAGAAGGCUGAGGAGGAGAAGAUUGCUGCGCUCGAGAAGCAGAUUGCCGACAGGCGGCAGCAGGUGGCCAAUUGGCGUCGCGGUGGCCCGGCGCAGUAG
Molecule: messenger RNA, 3963 nt
Organism: Verticillium alfalfae VaMs.102
Lineage: Eukaryota; Fungi; Ascomycota; Sordariomycetes; Glomerellales; Plectosphaerellaceae
Product: cation-transporting ATPase
Exons: 3
Coding region: 1-3963 (1320 amino acids)
Biological process (GO): intracellular calcium ion homeostasis
Cellular component (GO): endoplasmic reticulum membrane
Molecular function (GO): P-type ion transporter activity; ATP binding; ATP hydrolysis activity
Source: RefSeq, a predicted model, not a curated record